GGCGCGUAUCGCGUACCGCUGCACAUACGAGAGCGCGAUCGUACACGAGCGCGUAGUCGAGUGUCAAGUGACAGCUGUUGCUCCCCGCGCUGAUCAGUGCUGAUCUGCCAUCGGCUGCACGCUUAGGCGACGGGCGAGUUAAAUACGUCUUCCUCCCUUCGUUCCUUUUUUUUCUCACUGGACACGCGACGUGUAUACGCGCCGGCAUGACGCGAGCCGCCGUCACGCUUCUAUUGGUCCUGCCGUUACUCCUAGGUAACGCGACCACGGCGUUAGAAGAUGCGACCAUCAAACCCGAUAGCACAAUAACAACGUCCUUAUUGAAUUAUCGAGAGAAUGACGUAUUCAAGAAACGACUAAAUUUACCACCAUCCAGCGGUCUGACGAUUAUUGUAACAGAUGCUUCAGCUUUUUCGUUUAUCGUGUUGCAAGUUCAUACCUAUCAAUACAAUGCCACGUUAGCAUACGACGAAACACUGCUUGACAAAGUGUCGGAAGGGAGUUUGUUCGGAUCAAAUAUUGGUCUGUACUUGAAAACGCGCAAUGUAACAGGGCCAAUGCAGGUAUUCCUGAAGCACUAUAAUGUGCACAAACUCGAUGCAUUGCUCGUGAUUGUACCGUAUGGUCUAAACGCGCCGAUACCGGGCGGAUGUAACAUGGAAUUCGAGAUCGAAAUUGCGCCCUAUCAAAAGCUGCGUGUUGAGAAUGAAAUGAUAAUAGUCGAUGCGCAACCGGCUGCGGCGCUCGCCGCUAACGGCUCAACGAUUUCCUGCAACAAGAAUCCGGUGCAGCACCGUAUGUACCGCCUUCAUCUGAGCAUGCAAGACUUUAAUCCGGAGACGUACUUUGAUGCGAUUGCGAGUAUGCUGACGGUGCGAGAUGUCGCGCGAAAUGGCACUGAGAUAUCGCCUGCCCCAUCAAUCUCGGCUAUGAGACGUAUAUACAGUAUGUACGCCGGUACAGGAUUCGUUUAUGCUGUAGUCGCCACUUACGGGAAUUACUCGUCGGCUUACGUUCCGACCUUCUCGUACGGCUGCAGCCCUGUGCUGUAUCCGAAGAGUUGUCAGGUUUUAAAUGGAACGUUCUCGAUGGUGCUUUGCGCAAUCGUUCUGUUCAUAGGUUUCCUCUCAGUUGUCAUAGGACAUAAACCUAAACACGCUUGUGCGGAUCGUUUAUUAUCGGAUUGUGCGUUUGGUGGUUUCGUCGGUUAUACUUUUGCGGUGGCUGUCGGCGUUUCGGGAACUACAAUUAGCAUUCUCAUAGGUUUGUUACUGGCCAUUUUUACCAUGUGCGUUUCGCCUUGCGUACGUGUUCUGGGACUCAAGAAGCCAUUGUUUCUAUUGCUCUGCAACUUGCCACUAGCAUUCCUGUGCGGAUGCAUCGCAUAUCUCUUCGCUCCAGCGGGGAUGUAUUACGUUCUGCAAUAUGACUGGUCAUUCUGGACCAUCUUCGUGAGCCUGGUGCUCGCGCUCGCUAUGCUGCUAAUGAUAACGUUCCAAGUCGCCGAGAUAAUUGCACGCGCAGUUUUCGGCUCGUUUCUCCUGAUCAUCGCGCUCGAUUACUACACCAACACCAACUUAAAGUACAUCAUCAUCACUAUGAUCAGGAGAAUCACUAUACCUAAAUUUUGUUCGGCCUUCGUGUAUCCGCCUAUUCAGGGUGAAGACUUGACUUUGAUAUGCAUCUGGAUUGUACUGAUACUACUACGAUUCUUUAGAAUAUGUCGCGCUCAGGUAAGUAAACCUUUCUCAAGUGUGACUGGUGAAACACAAGCAUUGUUGGGGUAACCGUAAAGAAAACAAUUAAAUAGAAUUGUUUGCACAGCAUAUAUACCAAUUUGCAGAAAAAAGAAUAAACAUGCGUUUUGUUUAAUGUAUCUAUGGAACAAGAUGGGAAAACGUCGACUAUAUGAAACAUUUUUCAAAAGAUUUUGUAUUUUACGACUUUGAUUACUAAAAUUCGUUAUUCGCGAUAUCUCGCAGCAGUGUUAUUCGUACCUUAAAAUGCAAAGUGCUUCGUUUAUUUUGUUAAAAAAUCGUAUUAAGACUUGUAAAACAACGGUCACAUAUGUUAUAUGAAAUAUGUUUAUCAAUUAAUCGUCACCGUUGUGAUUUUUCUAAGAACAAUUUCAUGCUGCUACUUUUUAAGAGUUUUCUUUUUAUUUUUUUAUUAUUUUCUUUAUAACUUUCCGAGUUUACAACGAGCGUUAGUCGACAAGCGAUGAUCUGAAGAAGAUAGAUAUACAUGCGGUAUAAUUACACUCGAAUAAUAUACAUCAGUAAUCUUACCUUUCUUCUCUUCAGAUAGAUCUGUAAGCGAAAUCGCCGAUGCGGAGAGAAAAAAAUAUCUAAAAAAAUAGUAAAUAUUUAUUCGCUGGAUACACUAAUAACGUAUUUACUUUCGUAGUAAUAUAUUUUUCAAAUAAAAAGCAUAAGUUUCCUUGAAAAAAAACCCUUAGCUUUUUAU
Odontomachus brunneus is the source of this 2466-nucleotide messenger RNA. RefSeq names its product transmembrane 7 superfamily member 3-like. Bases 207 to 1787 code for a protein of 526 amino acids. The record is from RefSeq and is a predicted model, not a curated record. Lineage: Eukaryota; Metazoa; Arthropoda; Insecta; Hymenoptera; Formicidae. The transcript is spliced from 8 exons.